AUGUUCCCAGGUCUGCUCGUCUGUUUCCAAGGAUUGCUUGCAUCUAUUCGCAUCAAUUCGCAUCAAUCCGACCACUUUGGUUUCGGUUACUCUUGCGUGGGCCUUGAUUGAAUUGGGUUUGUGAGUGAUUGGAAGGGCAGGUGGUUUUUUCUUUCUCUGAUCAGUUUGAAUUGGACAAAGAGUCACAUGGAGAGAGGUGGAAAAGGAGCACGGAAGUGGGCCGUCGAGCUUCACGAUGCUGCGCACUCCUCCUCUUCUAAAGACCUCCCUCCCGAUCCUCUAGGAUUCUCGCGCUCUAUGACUGAUCCGGAAGAGACCGUCUCUGGGAAGCAGAAGAAGGAGAAUGAGGCAUCGUGGAAACAACAUAAAGCAUGGGAGGCAGCUCAAGCUCCUGUGAAGAAUCUCUUGAUGAUGGGGUUUAUGAUGUGGAUGGCUGGAAGCACCGUUCAUCUCUUCAGUAUCGGCAUUACCUUUUCUGCGUUGUGGCAACCAGUUAGCGCUCUUCAGAGCAUUGGCAAAGUUUUUGAACCUUUUCAGGACGCCAAUACUAGUCUCUUGUUACCAAAGGUUGCAUUUACUGCACUGAACCUAGCAGCUAUGGGACUUGGUCUAUGGAAGUUGAACACUUUAGGUCUCCUACCUACUCAUGCCUCCGAUUGGUUAUCCAAUCUUGCACCUCCUCAGUCCGUGGAGUUUUCAGGAGGUGGAUCAUCGAUUCUCUUGUAGCAGGGUUUUGGUUUUUUUGAAUCCCGGCUAGUGAAGUUAUCUCAGCCUUAGCACAAGAUAGACUCUUUUUCAGAUGUUGCACGCUUGGAAAUGGCUCUCAUUUAUCGUUCAAAAUUAAAAUGCGUCAUUCAAACUGAAGUUUCGCAGACACAACUGAUUGGUUUAAUGAUGGCUUAUGUUUUGGAAUCAAUCAACUACUCUUUGUGUA
Messenger RNA from Physcomitrium patens, 934 nucleotides. RefSeq lists its product as uncharacterized. Lineage: Eukaryota; Viridiplantae; Streptophyta; Bryopsida; Funariales; Funariaceae. The record is from RefSeq and is a predicted model, not a curated record.